Molecule: messenger RNA, 1371 nt
Organism: Hirsutella rhossiliensis
Lineage: Eukaryota; Fungi; Ascomycota; Sordariomycetes; Hypocreales; Ophiocordycipitaceae
Product: mitochondrial AAA ATPase
Exons: 1
Coding region: 1-1371 (456 amino acids)
Source: RefSeq, a predicted model, not a curated record
AUGAUCUUCUCCGACUUCUACAAGAGCCCGCGCUCUCCACUAUCCAAGCUGCGCCAUCACCACAACCAGGGCUCGGCUCAUCUACCCACCGCGGCCCCAGACUGGGUCGCCACCGAAUAUGCAGACCUCUUGAGCAAGGACAAGGCGAAGCAGAAGGAAGCUGUCAAGCGUUACCUGUCAGACAAGAUCAGGAGCGACUGGGAAUUCCAAUGGCCACCGCAGCCUCAUGAGACGGUAGCCCAAGGCGAAGCAGGACAGACAGUGCGAGGCCCCGGUCAGGGUGAAGACGAGACACAACCUGCGCCCCUGCAAGUUCAAGACGAGACUCGCGACGACGACGGGUACCAAGUGGACGAGGGCUCGGAACUGGAACAGCCACCUUCCGAAGAGGACGAGGGGGGCGACCAAGAAGACGAUGCUCAAUCUGUCUACAGCGUUGUUUCAGAGGAUGACGUACAUUAUCGUCCUCGGGUCGAGUCGACGUCCGACGUAACCGACGACGACGCAUCUGCGGCAUCCUCACCAGGCCCGCUCCAUGGCGUUGAAGCCAUGCGUUCGAUCAUCCGGAAACGUACUCUGGACAGACGUGCUCGGCACAGGAGGACGUUGCGAGACGAAAUGGCCUGGAACGACGGGCUGGCGUGCUUUGAGGCGCGGCGCAAUGCCUGGACUGGCGCCAAGACUGUCCGCGUCCGCAGCAAGCCUCCCUCACCUGCUCUGGCAUCUCCGCGAUCGCCUCGACGUUUCUUCUUUCGCCAUUCCAUGUCAGGAUCACCGCCUGCCUCGAUACCGAGUACCAUGGCUCAGACCGCCGACGCCGCGGGCGCCGCCUCUGACGCCUCGUCGCUCGCCAAGGACAACGACAAGGAAUUGAAGACGCAAAAUACACAAGACUCUGCUGUCUCGGACCCGCCGCUCCCAGAGUCGUACCCCGUGGAGACGCUGGUGCCAGUGGGACAGCCGCUCUUGCCACCAAACAACUCGCUGCGCGCGUCCAUUACCCCUGCCGUCUACGUUAGCCUCUACGAUAAAGUGGUGAUUAAUAAUCUUCAGCCUGCGUGCCCCGUCAACCUGUCCGACAUGCUACGUUCUUGCAUAGCGGGCUGGAAACGAGAUGGCGAAUGGCCUCCCCGGGCAGCCGUGGUGGACUCUACCCUGACUAUUCGUAGGCAUAAGAAGGCGGCGGCCACGGGUAGUGAGUACGGCGGUAACGUCGCCCGGCGAAUGAGCUUGGGGCUCCUCGGGCGCGAAAAGGACGACGAAUACCGAACGGGAAAAGGGAUCCGACGAAGCCUUCAGCGGGCUCUGGGGAUAGGCCUCGCCCCGGGCAGCCCCGACGGGGGUGACGGUGAAAGGGCAAAGGAGGUGUGA